GCUGGACCCCAAUCUGAUCGGCGCUGCCUGGGCCAUGUGGGCAAACACGUGGAUCCGGACGGUCGCAGCUUUACUACAGACGUGCGUGUCGCUGUGUUGGCCCUCGUGGUUCCUGCAGGGGGAAGGCAAAGGCGAGUCCGCCUGCGCGUGAGCAAGUCCUUAGUCCAGCCCAGGGGACCCAGCCAGCAGCACAGGCUAGACCGGCAAGCGGCGCCCGGGCUCUCCCGGCCCCGGCAGCUUUGCGUGCAGCGCCCCCGGCCGGCGCAGCCAUGCUGCAGUGUGCCAGGCGGCGGCUGAGCCUGCAAGCGCUGGGAAGGGAGAGGCGGGCGCUGCCCGCGCGAGAGGGCCCGGGGAAGCCCGGGUUGGUGCCGCCGUGCGGGAGGAGGCGGGCGAGCUGGUGCCGGGCGCUGCUGGGCAGGGGAGUGUUUGAGGCUGGCGAGCGCUUAGGGGCCCCGCGCACCCGGGAGCAGGGUGCGCCUCCCCUGCCUUCCGCCCAGCGCCUCCGGGCGCUCCGAGCGCUGUGUUCCGGCUCGCCCCGGGAUGGAGCUGGGCCCGAGUCGGAAGAGCAGGUCACUGCCGCUGCAUCGCCUGUAGCCGACUCCGCCCCGGCGGCUGCAUCGCAGGCGGACCCGGGUCAGCUGCUGAGGAGCCGGAGGAGGCGAGCCUGGGAAAGGGCCCUGUCGCCUCUGGAAAGGGUGAGCCGGCUGAUACCCGAGGAGUUGCUCUCGGAAGAGCUCAGGGCCAUACGGCGCGCAGACCAGGGGGGAACAAGGCAGGAGGACAGCAGUGAAAACGGCGACUCUCACCUUCUGCAGCUGCCUGCUGCCGGUAGGGCUCCCCCCGCACAGCUGCAGAGGGAUGAAGACAAGACGCCUGUUGACACCCAUAACACAUCGGCUAAAGAUGUGCCUUUCCAAGCUGGGGACUUGAUUUUAGCAGAGUUUCGCAGAAAAACCUACGCGGAGUUUAAACAUAUGCGUAACCUGACAGCUGUCGGGAAAUUGAAUAGCAGUUGGGGAGUUAUUAGCCACCUGGAGAUAAUAGGCAAGCUACCGGGUCAAAUGUUUAGGACUUCUAGCGGGUUUCAGUUCCUGAUAAGGAGACCAGCCUUAGAAGAUUUUGUGCUUUUGAUGAAGAGAGGACCUACUAUUUCAUAUCCAAAGGAUAUUAAUGCAAUGCUGAUGAUGAUGGAUAUCAACCAAGGAGACACUGUGGUGGAAACUGGUACUGGGUCUGGUGGAAUGAGCUUGUUUCUAUCAAGAGCAGUUGGGCCUCGAGGACGUGUUAUAAGUUAUGAAAUCAGAAAAGAUCACCAUGCUGUAGCCAAGAAGAAUUACAGGCGCUGGCGUGAUGCAUGGGAAAUAGGACAUGCAGAAGAGUGGCCAGAUAACGUGGAUUUCAUUAAUAAAGAUAUUUUAACAGCUGCUGAGGAUAUGAAAGCUAUAACAUUUGAUGCAGUAGCUUUGGAUAUGCUUAACCCUCAGAUUGCUUUGCCUGUUGUGUAUCCAAAUCUUAAGCAGGGUGGUGUAUGUGCUGUAUACCUAGCAAAUAUCACACAGGUUAUCGAUCUGUUGGAAGGAAUACGGACCUGCCAUCUCUCUCUUUCAUGUGAAAGGAUCAUUGAGGUGACUCACAGAGAUUGGUUGGUACACCCUGCUAAGCAGAAGGAUGGUAGGUUUGCCUCAAGAGUGGAACCUAAACAAAUUGUAGAUGAGGAACUUCAGCCAAAAGAAGGUGAAGAGCUUCCUAUUCGGGAUCAAUCAGUAGUUGGAGAAAGUGACGAUGUUGAAUCACUUUCUGAUUAUGUCGAACCAUAUGGUUCACUGCCGUACAUUGCUAGACCUUACCCUUGGCAAACUGGUCACACAGCAUUUCUCAUCAAGCUGAGGAAAUAUAAAGUGGCAUAUCCAGACACUGCUCCAGAUGGCAGCUGCUAAUUUGAGUACUGUACUUUGCCAGAAUAAAAUUAAAUGUUGUAAAUGGC
Messenger RNA from Mauremys reevesii (Reeves's turtle), 1984 nucleotides. It is a transcript of the gene TRMT61B, whose product is annotated as tRNA methyltransferase 61B. Gene Ontology annotation, biological process: tRNA methylation. Gene Ontology annotation, cellular component: tRNA (m1A) methyltransferase complex. The record is from RefSeq and is a predicted model, not a curated record. The coding region runs from base 270 to 1937 and encodes 555 amino acids. The transcript is spliced from 7 exons. NCBI's taxonomy places the organism in Eukaryota, Metazoa, Chordata, Testudines, Geoemydidae.